ACUUUGCGUGGUUCGAAGAUAAAAUUUGUACACGAUAUUUGUACCUGCGGAAGCAGCCUCGCGACCACAGCAUCUCGCCAAACCGGCGGCCGAGGAUGAGAAGACGAAAAUUGCGAGGUCGCGUGCGGCUGGUAAACGCCGUUGAACGCGCGUUCCAAAUCAGCGGUCGCGUGGGCCUCGUUCGACGCAUCGGUCAGCAAGCCUCGAAUACCUUCCCAAAGGCCAGUGACCAGGACAGACAGUUGUUCCUGCUUUGGCGCUUGCCCAUACGUAACAAGUUCACGAGACUCGGGGCAUGGCAUGGGACGCCAAGGUAUGGGUCUUCGCCCAGAAGGAUGACAGGACCUGCGUGUGCGCGCCCAGUAUGUGGGUCAUCCUGUACGGCAGUGGGCUGGGCGUUUUGGCCGUGCUCGUUUGUUCCGGGUUGAUGUUCCAGUUGGGACUCGAAUCAACCGGGAUUAGGCCAGGCAGCGCAAUCGCCUGGAUUCAGGCACGCCUUCGCGGGACGCGGUUUCGGCGCGUCGUUUCAACUCUCCAAAGCUGGACGAGGCACGGCGUCCCUGAAAACCUCAAACUCAUCGUGGCCAUCUUGGCCACGGCUUCAGCAACCUUCUGGCUGACCAGGGGGAGUGAAGGAAUGCUAAUUUAAUUUCAUUUCCUUCAAGUUUCAUCAACACAUCAUACUACAUACAUACAUACAAAUACAUACAUACAUUCAUCAUACAUACAAAUACACAAACACCCCAUCUGCCGCUGCUGUCACACCUUCUGCGGAGGAGAUGGAAACCGCUACAGUGCCAGCUGCUCAGAGCACCACGCCCACGUCACCCGACCAUACAGGCUCCUCGACUGGCGAGGAUGAGGAGCAGAAAAUGGCCGUGAAAAUCAAUGAGGAAAACUUGAGGGUCUCUAGGGAAGCUGCCGCUACGGCUCCCGCCACCACCGCCCCAAGUGACGCAUUGAAGAAGGGUGACGCAGAAGCCGACGGGGACGCCUCCGAGGCCCUUGCAUCUUGUCCUGCAGACGACAUGGAGGAUAGCGAAGAGAAUGAGGAGGUCGAGAAGCAGGAGGAGGAGAAUAACACUGGCGGCAGCAAAGAGAGCGGUGACGCCAAGGCUCCCCUGCUCAAGUACAGCUACCACGAGGACCAGUGGAGCCCUGUGAACCCUGAAGGGCGCAAGCAGUACGACCCGCAGUUCUUGCUCAUGCUUCAGGGGUAACCGAUGUCCCCGAAGAAGCCGUCCGGCCUGCCCAACUUGGAUGUCAUCAAAGACACGGCCAUGCAGCACAAGCUUCCAGACCUUUCCCGAGGAGGCCCGUACCAGGGCGGUGGCCAGUCUUCUAUGGGUGGUGGCCCAGGUGGUGGACCUAUGGGUCGUGGUGCCCACCCUGAACACUUGUUCAUGCCUCCGUACGCGCGCAAUGGCGUGGCCCGGCCGCCCCCCGGAGGGGGUGGCGGUAGGCCUGGCCGGAGGCAGAGGCAGCCUGGCCGUGGUGAGGACAAGCCCAAGAAGGUAAUCACACUGUCGAGCUCACUCAACCAGGAUGUCAAGCUGCACGCAGCACAGAACGCCUGGAAGCCCUUCCACAAGUCGGCCGCCGAAAUUGCGGAUGAGGAAGCUGCGGCGGAGGAGCUCUACCGGCGGGUCCGGGGCAUCCUGAACAAGCUGACGCCGCAGAAGUUCCAGUCGCUGGUGGAGCAGGUGCGGAACCUCGAGAUCAACUCAGAGGAGUGCCCCAACAAGGUCAUUGACCUGGUGUUUGGGAAGGCCCUCGAUGAGCCAAACUUCAGCGCCAAUAUGUGCAAACACUUGGCCAUGUUUGAAGUGCCCGUCACCAAUGACCCCGGGGGGCGAAUGGUCAACUUCCGCAAGCUGCUGCUACUCAAGUGCCAGAAGGAGUUCGAGAAGGACACCUGCGAUGACAUACGUAAGGAGGAGCGCCUCAAGAAGAUUGAUGCGCUCACCGACGAGGAGGAGAAGGCCAAGCUCAUGGACGAGCUCCUCGAUGACGAGAAGAAGUCAAAGCGGCGCUCUCUAGGCAACAUUCGCUUCAUAGGAGAACUCUAUAGUCUCAGCAUGCUGACGGCGCCCAUUAUGUUCGACUGCCUAAGGCGGCUAAUCAACUCCAACGACGAGGACUCCCAAUUGGAGCUUACCGAGCCGCACGACACUGACAAAUAGUUUGUUGCCCGCAGUUCAUAGGAAACGACAAAAUUAAAUCUGCUCUGCUCGAUGCCCCAGCUGUUUGCCUGACGUGUGAUGGAUGGCCGAAUAUUAAUAUUACUAGCUUAUAUGCCAUCACUGCUCAUGACAUUGAUCAGGCCACUUGCUUACGAUCGUGUCUCAUUGAAUUCCCGGGAUUUUCCGGCACACACGCGAGUCGCAACAUAGCAGCCUGGAUAAACGAAGCUCUAGAAAGGUUUGCUAUCAGAAAUAAAAUCUGUGCAGUUGUCACUGACAAUGCCGCUAACAUGAAAGCAACCGUCACAGAAUUCAAUCUGCGACACCUGGGUUGUUAUGCGCA
This is a messenger RNA of Dermacentor albipictus, 2526 nucleotides long. RefSeq names its product eukaryotic translation initiation factor 4 gamma 3-like. The record is from RefSeq and is a predicted model, not a curated record. Lineage: Eukaryota; Metazoa; Arthropoda; Arachnida; Ixodida; Ixodidae. Gene Ontology annotation, cellular component: eukaryotic translation initiation factor 4F complex. Gene Ontology annotation, molecular function: protein binding; translation initiation factor activity; mRNA binding.